GAGAGAGAGGGGGCUCCUGAGAAUCACCAGAGUUCACUGACAAGUCUUCGCAACCAAACCUGAAGGUCGGUGUAAAGUUGGGACUUCAGUGUCUCACCUAGGACAACAAAGCUGCAGUGAGCAAAUAGAACUCAGUGCUGAUAGUGAUGGCAUUCCUUGGCAUGUUGCCAUGAUCCAUGAAAAGGAAAAAUGUGUCUUGAUGCUGGAAGAAAAGGUAAAGAAACUGUCUCAUUUUGAGGCUGAAUCUUUAAGGAAGGAUGAUAUAAUUAAAAGCCUGCAAGCUGAAAUUACUGAUUUAAACCAGCAACUGAAAAAAGCCAGUGACAUUAAUACUAUAAAGUCACAGGCAGAGACAAUCAUUGCACUGCAAGAGAAGAUAGAAACAUUCAAAGAGAUGGAAGCUGAAAAUAAAAGGAAGGACAGUAUUAUUAAUAAACUGAGGGAUGAGAUAUGGCAACAAGGAUUGCAGAUCAGCCAUUUGAGAUUUGACAGCUCUAUUCACUUCUCUGACAGUGCCCUGGAGGAUACUUUUCGAAGCAUGACUAUAGAUCAUGAAUUGACAACUAGACCUGAGAUUUCAAAGGCAGUGGUGGAGAAACUGAGUGAGGAGAUGCUCGCACAAGAGGAAGAUGAAGCGGGGGAUGACAGCAUAAAAAUAGUCGUAAAUCAAAUGGAAGAUGAAGUGGGAGAAGAGGAAAUGAUGGACCUGGGUGCAAUGGCUCAUACACCAGAAUUUCUUGAUUAUGAUGAACCUAGUGAGGUUGAAGUAGAAGAUGAGAAACAAGAAGAGCUGGAAAGAUUGAAUAACAGAAAUGAAAAGCUCAGGGUGAAACUGAGAGAAGUUAAAGUGCACUAUAACAUGGCAAGGGGUGCAAUAAUCUCAAUAAACCGGAAAUGGUCAUGGGCUGAGGCUGAGCUGAGAAAGAAAGACGCUGAAAUGGAGAGAGUGCAGAAGGAGCUGAAGGACAGAUGUAAUCAGCUGCUUGACAUGUCUAACAAGUUUUCCAAUUUGAGAGAAAGGAACAAUCACACCAAAAUUAUGACAGAUCUUCAAAAAGAGAACAUCAGCUUACGCGAGCUUGUUGCUGAGCUACAGUCGGGGCAGACGGUAAAUAAUGAAGAGAUCGUAAAGCUGAAGACUGAGAUCAAUAAGCUGCAGCUUCACAUUACCGCUGAAGAUGUGAGGAAGAGGCAUCUUCAGGCUGAGUUUGACAAGGCCACUUCCCAGGGUGAAGUAAUGCAGCGUGAACUGCAGGAUUUACAAAUUGCACUGAAAUUCACUGGGACCAGGCUUGAACGAUUUAUCAGCAAGAUAGUACAAGCUGUCUACACCGCCCCAGGAAUUGUCCAACCCACAACGCAAAUUACUGACGAGGAUACUCUUGAGAUGUUCCAGGUAUGGAGUUUCAUUAAAUGCUCCCCCAUUUCAUCUGGUUCCUGUUUUUGGUACCUGCAGUGUUUCACACAAGAUGCACCAUGA
Chiloscyllium plagiosum (whitespotted bambooshark) is the source of this 1480-nucleotide messenger RNA. NCBI's taxonomy places the organism in Eukaryota, Metazoa, Chordata, Chondrichthyes, Orectolobiformes, Hemiscylliidae. The record is from RefSeq and is a predicted model, not a curated record.